Messenger RNA from Penicillium cataractarum, 1575 nucleotides. Its product is annotated as RNA-binding signal recognition particle subunit SRP54. The transcript is spliced from 3 exons. The record is from RefSeq and is a predicted model, not a curated record. The coding region runs from base 1 to 1575 and encodes 524 amino acids. Gene Ontology annotation, molecular function: endoplasmic reticulum signal sequence receptor activity; 7S RNA binding; GTP binding. Gene Ontology annotation, biological process: SRP-dependent cotranslational protein targeting to membrane, translocation; SRP-dependent cotranslational protein targeting to membrane. Lineage: Eukaryota; Fungi; Ascomycota; Eurotiomycetes; Eurotiales; Aspergillaceae. Gene Ontology annotation, cellular component: cytosol; signal recognition particle, endoplasmic reticulum targeting.
AUGGUUCUCCAGGAUCUUGGGCGGCGUAUCAACUCCGCCGUCAAUGACCUAACGAGGUCUAACAACCUCGACGAGAAGGCAUUUGAUGACAUGCUCAAAGAGAUCUGUGCUGCCCUUCUCUCCGCCGAUGUGAACGUUCUGUCAACUUCUCCUCCUCUCCCCGCCGCCGUCAACAAGAAGCGUCUGAUUCAGAAGACCGUUUUCGAUGAGCUGGUGGCAUUGGUCGAUCCUCAUGCGCAGCCCUUCCGCCCCAAGAAGGGUCGUCCUAAUGUGAUCAUGUUCGUCGGUCUUCAGGGUGCGGGUAAGACUACUACCUGUACCAAGUUGGCUCGCCACUACCAGACCCGUGGCUUCAAGACGGCAUUGGUCUGCGCGGAUACCUUCCGUGCUGGUGCCUUUGACCAGCUCAAGCAGAAUGCCACCAAGGCCAAGAUUCCAUACUACGGUAGCUUGACCCAGACCGAUCCUGCUAUUGUGGCAGCUGAGGGUGUGGCCAAGUUCAAGAAGGAGCGUUUCGAUAUUAUCAUCGUGGAUACUAGUGGUCGUCACCGUCAGGAGGAGGAGCUGUUCACCGAGAUGACCCAGAUUCAAACUGCCGUUACUCCCGACCAGACUAUCCUAGUUCUUGACGGUACCAUUGGUCAGGCUGCAGAGUCCCAGUCGGCUGCUUUCAAGGCCACUGCCGACUUUGGUGCCAUUAUCAUUACCAAGACCGACGGUCACGCCGCUGGUGGUGGUGCCAUCUCUGCCGUUGCUGCCACGCACACCCCUAUCAUUUUCCUCGGCACCGGUGAGCACAUGAUGGAUUUGGAACGAUUCGAGCCCCGCGCAUUCGUGCAGAAGCUGCUGGGUAUGGGCGAUGUCGCCAGUCUUGUCGAGCACGUCCAAGCCAUCACCAAGGACUCCAGCUCUGCCAAGGAAACCUACAAGCACAUCGCCGAGGGUAUCUAUACUAUUCGCGAUUUCCGCGAGAACAUUACUUCCAUCAUGAAGAUGGGCCCUCUGUCUAAAUUGUCUGGCAUGAUCCCCGGUCUUUCCAACUUGACCCAGGGACUGGACGAUGAGGACGGUUCCAUGAAGCUCCGCCGCAUGAUCUACAUCUUUGACAGUAUGACUGCCGCCGAGUUGGACAGCGAUGGCAAGACCUUUGUCGACCAGCCUAGCCGCAUGGUUCGCAUUGCUCACGGUAGUGGUACCACCGUUCGCGAAGUCGAAGACCUUCUCUCCCAGCACCGUAUGAUGGCCGGUAUGGCCAAGCGGGUUGGUGGCCAGAAGAAGCAGAUGCAGCGCGCACAGAACAUGCUUAAGGGCGGCAACAACCAGCAGCAGCUCGCCGCCAUGCAGAAGCGUAUGGCUGCGAUGGGUGGCGCUGGUGGAAUGGGUGGCAUGCCCGGUAUGGGCGAUAUGGCCAAGAUGAUGCAGAUGAUGGGUGGCAGCCAGGGCGGUGGUGGUAUGCCCGGCCUUGGAGGUAUGGACCUGCAAAGUAUGAUGAGCCAGAUGGGCGGGUUGAUGGGUGGUUUGGGUGGAAUGGGAGGUAUGGGAGGUGGCGGUGGUGGCCGCGGCCGCGGACGGUAG